This is a messenger RNA of Aureobasidium uvarum, 1059 nucleotides long. The record is from the annotation of a GenBank genome assembly. NCBI's taxonomy places the organism in Eukaryota, Fungi, Ascomycota, Dothideomycetes, Dothideales, Saccotheciaceae.
AUGGAUCCGGCCUCUGUGGCUGCUACAGCAGAUAUCCCAGCACCGGCCCCUCACACGCCCAAGCCAUUCUCCCAACGCGUACGUCUCUGGCUACGUCUCUGGAUCUUCAAACUCACCAUCCGCUCUCUCCUGGGCACUCUGCGUUUCUUCCGCUACAAAGGCAUGGGCACCCUCCAACCCACCUACCGCAAGUCUCUAGGUUCUGCAGGUCUGACCCACGACAUUUGGAUCCCCGAGCAAGCCAAAAGUGGAGAUAGAUUGCCACUGUACAUCGACAUCCACGGCGGAGGAUUUGCCAUUGGCGACCCCUUCCACGACGAAACUUGGUGCGAGUUUUUGAGAAGACGGGGUGUGGUGGUCGUGUCUUGCGACUACAGAAAGGCGCCUGGACAUUACUUCCCCACCCAAACGAAUGAUUUGGUAGACAUUAUUUCGUGCAUCCUCAAGGACGGCAGUCUACCCAUCGACACGGCGAAAAUCGCCAUGGGCGGCUUUUCCGCAGGAGGGAACCUGUCGCUGAGUGUAGCGCAAAGCCCCUCGCUGCAAANNAACAAAAUAAAGGCACUGUUGCUCUGGUACCCUUCCACAGAUUUUAGCGGCAAGUACAGAGGAGAAAUGAGGGAUGCGCCAGACGGAACUCCCGACGUGCUGCAGAAAAGCGGAGACUUGUUUACCUACGGCUACUUGCCCAACGGCGUGGACCUCUGUGACCCUCUCCUCUCCCNNCCAAUCUACGCGGACCGCAAACUCUUGCCCCCAAAACUGCGCUUCGUGGGUGCAGAGUACGAUGUUCUGUGCAAGGAAGCAGAGGAAGCCGCAAAACUGUAUUCGGCACAUGAAGACGGCAACAAGCAAGAUGGCGACGAGCAAGAAGAUAAGAAACAUGGUGUUCAGACCUGGAGGAGGGGGAACGUGUGGUGGGAAAUGGUGUUGGGCGCACAGCAUGGUUUCAACUAUGUGCAGAAAAAGGAACCCGCGGCUGAGAGGGAGAGGAAGAGAAUCACAGAGUUGGCUUAUGAGAGGGCCUGUGAGUGGUUGAAGACAGAGGUUUAUGCUUGA